Messenger RNA from Atta colombica, 646 nucleotides. It is a transcript of the gene Psf3, whose product is annotated as DNA replication complex GINS protein PSF3. The coding region runs from base 37 to 645 and encodes 202 amino acids. NCBI's taxonomy places the organism in Eukaryota, Metazoa, Arthropoda, Insecta, Hymenoptera, Formicidae. Gene Ontology annotation, cellular component: GINS complex. Gene Ontology annotation, biological process: mitotic DNA replication initiation. The transcript is spliced from 4 exons. The record is from RefSeq and is a predicted model, not a curated record.
CUGUUGGAUUUUCAAAAUAAUAUUAGAAGAGGCAGAAUGACGUUGUCUUAUAGUUAUGUGCCGGAUUAUUUUUCCCUAACGGAUAUUUUAUGUACGGAAGAACGAAUAUCGUGCAAGAUAGAAGUUACGCUACCUCGCUUAGGUUUUCUGGAUCUAUCCUCUGAGUCAGAGGAUCUAAAACCAGGUGCAAAAUUGGAACUUCCAUUGUGGUUAGCGCAACCACUAAAUAAAGUAAGAGAAUCAAUAGUCAGUAUAGACAUUCCCAAAACAUACAAGGAGGGUUAUAGAGAAAUUUUAUUAGCAGACGCUUGUACCGUUGUACUAAAUAAAUGGAAUCCAUAUUAUUACGAACUGGGAAUGUAUUUGAGGAAAUUCAACAAUCGUGAUUGCGAAAUGAUAAUUGAUAGUUUGCUAUUAACUUUCAGAUCGCGAUUUAGAUUGAUUAUGGACUGGGCACAAAAUCCUGUUUCUGACCCUAUGCUUAACAGCUUACUGCCAAGAUUAGAGAGAGACUUGUUUCUCACAGGCAGGAAGGCCAAGAUGCAAUUGAAUGAAUGGUUAAGAAAAGGUUCAUGUAUUAUUGAAACUUCACAGAGCGCUGUGAAUCUUAAGAAACGAAAACGAACGGAUUAUGAAUUGGAUUAAA